This is a messenger RNA of Formica exsecta, 1157 nucleotides long. RefSeq names its product kxDL motif-containing protein CG10681. The record is from RefSeq and is a predicted model, not a curated record. The transcript has 5 exons. Lineage: Eukaryota; Metazoa; Arthropoda; Insecta; Hymenoptera; Formicidae. Gene Ontology annotation, cellular component: BORC complex. Bases 538 to 1149 code for a protein of 203 amino acids. Gene Ontology annotation, biological process: lysosome localization.
GAGCGACGACGGCGGUGGCGGCGGCGGCGGCGCGUCGUGUGCGGACUUUUCCGUCGAUCUCGCGUGUGUGUUUAUCUCUUCGUGGAUUUUAAAUCGCAUUAUUCGUCUGGUAUCACGCACAAAAAGCCGUGUUUCUCUUUCGCGCCGUCAAUGAUAUCGCAGGAAGAGAUUGACGUCAUAUCAAAUGUUAUCCAGUGAAAUCGAUAACACUUCGCCGUCGUUUGGUUAGACCGUCUCUAACUAUAUGAUACCGUCCUCGGAUGUCUCUCGCUCAGGAUACUUGUGGAAAAAUGAUACGAGAGCAUUGAAGUGAUAACGAAGCAAAAAAUCUCGAUACAAUAGAGGUGCCAUCGCAAGGUAUCGAUCAGUCAUAAUUUUUCUCUUAAUAUGACAUAUUGGAAGAGAUAUGGGGGCAAGUGCAAUCUGGAUAUUUGUAAUACGUAGUACGCAUCAUGCGAGACGCAACCACAUGAUGGAGUUAUUCGAUGAUGAAAGUAAAUUCGAAGCCUGAUAGAUUUGAUAUAGUAAAAUAAAACUAUGGCAGCGGCGCAAGACACACCGGAAUCGGAUACCGGGAGUUUUGAGUGUUUUAGAAACUAUACAGCACCAGAAGUAUUCGUACAAGGCCUAGCUGGCAUCGUUGAUCAGCAGGAUGUGGAAUCUAUGAUACGUGCUCAAAAACAGAUGUUGCAAAGGUUCGAAAAAACUAACGAGAUGUUGACCAAUUGUAAUCAAUUGUCGGUACAUAGACUCAAAACAGCUGGCACAGAAUUUAAAAAGCACAUCGCUCUCUUAAUCGAGAUGAAGAGAGAUCUGGAUUAUAUUUUCAAAAGAAUUCGUUUGGUGAAGAAUAAAUUGAGUCAGCAAUAUCCACAGGCAUUCAAUGAGGCAGUAAGAAGCAGCUUGGCGGAGGAAGUCAUUGUAGAGGAUGUCGAUUGUCCGGUGAAACCUCUCGAACCAGAAAUUGUGCCAUUGCCAUCCGUUGACGGUGCUGCCGAUCGAGAUCCCGACUCAGAUGUGCCGGUCGAGGAGUUUCAGUUCGCGAAGCUGCGCAAACGGCGAAUAAAGAGUAACGACAGCUCGUCAACGGAGAGCAACAACGAUCACAGUAACGCCGACACGUCAUCCUGUACGUCCGACACCGGCUAAAAAAAAAA